CCCCACCCUAUCGUAAGCAAGAAAUAAAUAUGGAAUCGUAUUCGUUUCGUUUUUCUUUCAUCUAAAUAUUCCGUCGUUGAUACUAAUUUGCUUAUGUAAACAAUAUCUUGUAUAAGUUUAUAUGUAAUUUGUUGUCGAUAGCUUAAUUUAAGUGUUAAAAUGAGUUCUAAAAAGGGAAGGCGUCAUGGAAACAAACAUUUUCCUAUAGCUGAAUCUGUGAGCAUAGCUCUGAAGAUUCAGUUGGAUAAGUUUAUUAGUGAUGAAAAUGAGACUGAACUUAAGUUUCCCACCUUCCUGUCAGCACAAGAGCGAGGAUUCAUCCACGAGACAGUUGCUAAACUCGGGCUGAAGUCGAAAUCGCGCGGGAAAGGUGUAAAUCGUUACAUAACAAUAUACAAAAGGAUUGGUUCAACAAUAAUACAGAAUGAUGCCAAACUUAUAUUGGAUUCAAAUAUGCGUUGUACCAUCAAAGAGUUGCUCAGUGCAUUCCCAGUCACUAGUAAGGAAAAAGAUGACCUUAGCAGCUGUCCCGAGAAGGAAAGAAGUCCACAGCUCACACAUAAGACCAUGGGACAGCUCAAUAAUGGAGUUGCACAGGUACCCAACACACAGUACAACCCAGACUUGAUGAAGUUCAGAGAGAAGUUACCAGUGUAUGAACAGAGGCAGGAACUCAUCAAUGCAAUUCUACAUAAUCAGGUGAUAAUAGUAGCGGGGGCGACAGGAUGCGGCAAGACGACCCAGCUCCCCCAGCUGGUGCUGGACCAGUGCCAGGAGCAGAAGCUGCCCGCGCGCAUCUACUGCACGCAGCCACGACGCAUCUCCGCCGUCGCCGUCGCUGAGAGGGUAGCGUAUGAGCGCAUGGAGAAGAUAGGCCAGUCCAUAGGUUACCAGAUCCGGCUGGAGUCCCGGGUCAGUCCCCGCACCGUGCUCACUUACUGCACCAACGGAGUACUGCUCCGGACACUCAUGGCUGGAGAUGCAUCGCUUACAGGCGUGACCCAUAUAUUUGUGGACGAGGUGCAUGAGCGAGAUAAGUUCAGCGAUUUCUUACUGAUCGCGCUCCGGGACGCGCUGCCCAGGUGCAAGGACCUCAAGCUUAUACUCAUGUCUGCGACUAUGGACACGCAAAUAUUCUCACGUUAUUUCAACAACUGCCCGGUGAUCACAAUCCCGGGUCGGUUACACGAGGUGCAGAGGUACUACCUGGAGGAUAUCCUCAAGAUCUCACAGUACAAGACUCCGAAGAUGGUGCAAGUUGAGAAGGAACUCAAGGCUAAGCUCAAGAGUGGCAACAGCUAUUGGUCUCACCUUGAAGGUCAGAAGCAAGAUGACGCAGGCAAUAGCAGUAAGGACGUGAAGGAAGACAAAGAGAACAUGAUCGAGCCGUCCUUACAGGCUGACAUGGACGAGUUUCUUGAUGAAUGCUUCAAUGAAGGCACACUGGACUCGUUCACGCAGAUCCUGUACAUGUACAUCUCGGAGGGAGUGUCCGUGCACUGCGCUCAUUCCGUGUCGCGACGCACCGGCCUCAUGGCCGCCGCCGCCAGGGGACUCGCAGAGACCAUCGCGCAGAUGCUGCAGAUCGGCGCGGACCCCACAGCAAAAGACAAAGAUGGCAAGACAGCGUACGACUACGCAGUAGAAAACAAUCACGCAGACUGCGCCAAACUGUUAUCCACAUUCAACUUAAGCGAGGACCCGAAAGGGAGCUUAGACGAUGAUAAUGCCGCGGACAACUUUCUUCUAGACGUGUACCAUCACACGAUAUCAGAGGAAUUGAUAGACCACGAUCUCAUGCUUGCCUUGAUUAAGUACAUCCAUGUAAAUCUACCUAAAGGGAGUAUCUUAGUCUUUUUGCCCGGAUACGAUGAUAUAGUUACAUUAAGAGACAUGAUACAAUCCUGCUCAGAGAUGAAUAGUCAUAAGUAUCAGAUUUUCACCCUGCAUAGUAACAUGCAGACUCUGGACCAGAAGAAAGUGUUUAAUCCACUACCGAACGCAAGGAAGAUUAUUAUAUCCACGAACAUCGCUGAGACGUCCAUUACCAUAGACGAUGUCGUCUACGUCGUGGAUUCGUGUAAGGUAAAGGAAAAGUAUUACGAGUCAGGCGGUGGGGUUUGUUCCCUGCAAUGCGUAUGGACUUCUCGCGCCGGGUGUCAGCAAAGAGCUGGUCGCGCAGGCAGGACUGCGCCAGGGAAGUGCUACCAUCUCUGCUCCCGACGGAGAUUCUCCACCCUCCCAUUAAACUCUGUCCCCGAAAUACUCCGCGUACCCUUACAAGAACUUUGUCUCCACACCAAACUCCUAGCCACUGGCAACACUCCCAUAGCAGACUUCCUAUCCAAAGCCCUAGAACCACCUUCCUUUUUAGCUGUUAGAAACGCUGUCUCUUUACUCAAGACUAUCGGUGCUUUAACCCCUAUGGAAGACCUUACAGAAAUAGGACAACAUCUUCUAGAUCUUACCGUGGAACCUAAACUAGGCAAAAUGUUACUGUACGCCUGUGUUAUGAAGUGCCUCGAUCCUAUUCUAACGAUAGUGUGUAGUUUGGCCAAUAAGGAACCCUUCCAAAUCUCAAUGAACCCUGAGAAUAGGAAGAAGGGGAGUAUGGCUCGGAAGGAAUUUGCAGCGGAUAGUUAUUCGGACCAUAUGGCCUUGUUAAGAGCGUUCCAAGCUUGGCAGACUGCCAGGGCAAACGGUACAGAACGUGCCUUCUGUGCUAAGAACUUAAUCUGUGGUGCUACUAUGGAGAUGAUCGUUGGAUAUCGCUCUCAGUUACUGGCUCAAUUAAGAGCUCUAUGUUUAGUGAAAGCGCGAGGCUCGGGAGAUAUAAAGGACGUCAAUCUCAACUCGGAAAAGUGGCACGUUGUUAAGGCUGUUUUAGUUAGCGGACUAUAUCCUUCAAUAGCGCGUGUUGAUAGAGACUCAUCCACUUUAAGAACGUCCAAAGAAGUAAAGGUAGCCUUCCAUCCUAGUUCUACAUUACACCAGGGCGGGGGCCUGACUGGGUCACAGAAGUCUGUGCACAACCUGCCCACAGACUGGGUGGUGUUUGAGGAGAUAUCAAGGGCUGGCAGGUUCUGUUUCAUUCGCUGUAACACUCUAGUGACACCAUUGACAGUAGCCUUGUUCGGUGGUCCCUUGCGGUUGCCAAAUUCUGCUCUGACACAACGAGCGAACCCGCCAGGACUGUCCAGUGACUCCGACAGUGAGGCGGAUGAGAACAACGCGUCUCCUGACGCGGCUGUGAUUACUAUCGACGACUGGAUGGCCUUCACAACUGAUGCUGCAGACGCUCUCAACGUGUUCUACCUCAGGCAGAAACUCUGUGCUUUAGUAAUACGUCGAAUGUCCAACCCUGCCAAACCCAUGACGCCCUUAGACGAACAGAUAUUAAGCACAGUAGUACAUGUAAUGGGCGCAGAAGAGAAGAACGUAGGUCUCAACCAGCCGAGCGGUAUAGGACAAAGACCAAAACCUCUGACAGUAGACUCACCCAACUGGCGGUCGAGACUGGAAAACGACGAGCAAUACCGACACGAUAACAAGAACUAUUACCCGCAGUAUAACCAGAAUGAAGGCGGAUAUCCCGGAGGGAACUUUUAUAAUAAUGCUUACGGAGGGUAUAGGAAUGGUCAGGGUCGGCCGGGGGGUUGGAGGAACGACGUGCCUCAGCCGUUUUCCCCUCAGUCGUACAGCGGGCCCAAGAGCCCGAUGUCGCCCAACGGCAAGACGUUGCUGGCCAACAUAGAGAAGUACGGCGAGGGCGGGGAGGGCAACGUGCGCUACUUCGUGGCCAAGGCGGACGACGCGCAUACUGUCGAGCUGGCACAGAACACUGGGACCUUCCCAUUCUCACAGAACACCGCCAAGAAACUGCAGAAAGUUAGACAGGAAGGAAGUCGCGUGAUAAUAUUCUUUUCGUGCGCGAGCGCAUUCAAGUUUGUGGGCUGCGCCGCCUUGCAAGAGGGCGGAGCGCUAGAGUGGAUCACUACAGGACAUGUGCCUUUCCACACCAUUCGCCACAUCGGCAACUCGCUAGCGGGCGGCGCGCGCGUGUGCACCAUGAGGGACGGCGCCGAGCUCUGUGCCGGCGCGGGCCGCGCCCUGCUCGGGGCGCACCAACGUCGGCGCCACCACGCGCCGCGCGCCAUACAGAAACACGGCGCCGACUGCGGCCCCACUCCGCACUAGUGGGCGCGGGGCGCACCAACGACGUCGCCA
Spodoptera exigua (beet armyworm) is the source of this 4227-nucleotide messenger RNA. NCBI's taxonomy places the organism in Eukaryota, Metazoa, Arthropoda, Insecta, Lepidoptera, Noctuidae. The record is from the annotation of a GenBank genome assembly.